CAAUAUUUUAUUUCCCUUCUCAGUUCUCACUUGUCUUUAAGCUGCUCCUAUCUCACUUCCCCUCUCUCUCUACAGGGUGUAACUUCCUAUGAACUCAUGCUUUAUGGAGGUUUUGUAAAUCUGUGGGCAUUGCUGGAUGGACUUUGGAGUGGUGAAUUUGGAGGGUUUGACUUGUCCAGAGAGUGGAGUAUUUUCUCAGGCUGUUUCUGAGCCUGAGGCCACCAAGUCAAAGAGCUAUGGAUCUGGGUUUCUCAAACAAGGGAGAUCUGAAUCUGGUGAAGAAGAGUGGAAGAGCUCCAAAAUGUCCAGAACUGAUGGCCUUGAUGCCUCCAAAACAAUGUUUGGAACUUCUCUACUGAGAUCUAAUUCUCUGCUCUCUGGUGGUGAUGUUGGUCAACACAACAACAUGCUCAGCUUCUCUUCACCCAAAUCAGAAGUAACCUUCCUCAGUAAAAAUGGUGGAUUAGUUGGGAAGACCACUCAAAACCCAUCCAUUCCUUUCUAUCAACACACCCCUUAUGUUUUCACUAGAAAUGCAGGAUAUGGUUUUGGAGGUUUCAAUGAGUCCAUACCUGGGAUUAGAGGGCCAUUUACUCCAUCUCAGUGGAUUGAGUUGGAACACCAGGCCUUGAUCUACAAGUACAUGAUGGCAAAUGUGCCUGUUCCAUCCAAUUUACUCUUUGCCCUCAAGACAUGUCUCAACCCAUAUGGAUUAUCGGGUUUGUUGUCCGGAUCCUAUGCCCCCAAUUCAUUUGGAUGGGGCUCUUUCCAUAUAGGUUUCUCCGGCAGCACUGAUCCUGAGUUGGGGAGGUGUCGUCGUACUGAUGGGAAGAAAUGGCGGUGCUCAAGAGAUGCAGUUCCAGAUCAGAAAUACUGUGAAAGACACAUUAACAGGGGCCGUCACCGUUCAAGAAAGCAUGUGGAAGGCCAGACUGGCCAUGCCGUCUCUGGAUCCACUAUUCCAAAGGUGGCACCGAUUGCUUCUUCUAUGCCUGCAUCGGUAAUGUCCAGUGGCGGUGCAUCCAACAGCCUCAAUGGCACGCAGCACCAGUUCAAGAGCUUGCAGCCUGGUGAUGCCAAUCAUACUACAGACCCUCUUGUCAAUCGAACGCAAGAUCCCCAAGACCUCUCCGUGAUAUCUCCAACCAUCAACCUGAAGUCUAAUGACUCCCCUUUCUCCCUUCCCAAACGUGUCCCUCUGGACAAAUCCUCCCAAUCAGAGUUUGGACUUGUCUCCUCUGAUUCUCUUCUCAAUCCUUCUCAAGGAAGCCAUAAUUCUUUCUUGGAUUUCAAUGACAAACAUCCACUUCGCCAAAUUGUUGAUGACCAGUCUAAGGAUCAAUACAGUUGCUCCACCAUUGCUUGGCCAGAAAAAUUGAAGUCGGACUGGACUCAGCUCUCAAUGUCAAUUCCAAUGAUCACCUCCAAUUUCUCAUCAACAACAUCAUCGUCCUCACAAGAGAAACUAGCCCUCUCGCCACUUAGGCUAUCUUGUGAGUAUGAUCAAAUCCAAAUGGGCUUGGGGGUGGGUAAUGAUCUCGGCAAACCAACCGAAAAGGAAAUAAAUUUUAUACCAAUAGCUUGGGGAAGUUCAGUGGGAGGUCCAUUAGGAGAGGUCUUGAACAACAGCUCUAGCACUGGGGAAGCCUGCAAGAGUUCGUCGACUCUGAACCUCAUGACUGGAGUGUGGGAUAGCGGCCCUCAAUUGGGAUCUUCGCCGAUAGGUGUCCUACAGAAGACGACUUUCAUUUCACUUUCAAAUAGCAGUUCAGCUAGUAGCCUUACAGCUGACAAGAAGGCCAAUGAGGGUGGUGGCCUCUGUGAUGAUGUGCUCGGUUCAACCCUUGCAAGUUCCUUCUCCAUCCCAUUCUUGCAAUGAGCACUAGUCGAGUGAGAAUAAAGUUGAUGGAAAAAGUCCGCUGGAGUUUAGGACAGCUCACUCGAAUUUAGCAAUUCCUUUCUCUUGUUUGUCGAGUAUGGUUUGCUGAUAUUACAAUAGUAGGGACUAGGCUCAUUUAGAGAACCUGCAUUGGCGAUUCUUACUCUUUAUGUAAGGCUAGACUAAUUAAUACCAUAUCGUUGGAACAGAUGUAACCUACUAUUAUGUAUUCUCCCUUUUUGUUGAGUUUUACAUUAUCUAAUCACAGUUGCACAGAUACUCACUGUAUUGAAAAUUGCUUUACAAACAAAUUUUGAUGCAGAAAUUUUGUCGGGAACAACUGUUAUUGGCAUAUUUGAAACUGUAAUGCACAUUCUUGGCCUCGAACCUCACAUUUGAAAUUUUGAUAUGGCCAUUGAUGUAUGAAAAGGUUGCGAAACUUUACUAGUUAUCUUUGUGGUUUUCUGAAUGUAAAGUCCCUAUAUGAAUAUUCAUUAGGGUCAUUUAAAAUUUUUUUUUUUUUUUAAGUAUGUUCAUUAGAGUAGUUUUGCCGUGUCUCCUGGAAAUGUGCAUGUUUAUCAAGGAAAAGCCAGCACUAGGUACAAGCAAAUUGCUCAGGAAAUGGAAUCCGUCACUGGUGAACAAUACUAAUAGAUUUGACUACAGGUUUGUUUGGUUGCCUGCAAAUUCAUUUUCUUUUUCACGGACUUAGAUUUAGUUAUACUAAUCAAGGUAAUUAUAGUUCCGAACCCAAGGAGUCGGCCUUGUUGAAAAACACUUCGUCCUGGUACCUCAUGAAGGAUUAGGUCUCAGGAUCGAUUUCUUCUACGUGAAAAUAAUUUCUUAGAGGCCACAUUCACGGGCAUAGUUUGAGUUUUACCUGAUUUAUGUGGGGGAGAUGCCUGUUUCGGUAGGAAAAAAAAAAAAGAAAAAAGGAAAUUUACAGUUCUGGGAAUUUAA
Molecule: messenger RNA, 2839 nt
Organism: Cornus florida
Lineage: Eukaryota; Viridiplantae; Streptophyta; Magnoliopsida; Cornales; Cornaceae
Product: growth-regulating factor 1-like
Exons: 4
Coding region: 137-1879 (580 amino acids)
Biological process (GO): developmental process; DNA-templated transcription; regulation of DNA-templated transcription
Cellular component (GO): nucleus
Molecular function (GO): ATP binding
Source: RefSeq, a predicted model, not a curated record